Brugia malayi is the source of this 108-nucleotide messenger RNA. RefSeq lists its product as uncharacterized. Bases 1 to 108 code for a protein of 35 amino acids. The transcript is spliced from 2 exons. Lineage: Eukaryota; Metazoa; Nematoda; Chromadorea; Rhabditida; Onchocercidae. The record is from RefSeq and is a predicted model, not a curated record.
AUGGGUAUGGGUAUGGGUAUGGAUAUAGAGCAGAUGUCAAAGAAAAAAAAAAGAUAUGCAUAUGCUACGAAACUUCGUAACUCGUCGAUAUUUAUUUUUGCAGUAUAG